AUGUGGUUGUCCAACCUCCUCUCGCGGUCAACGACCAGGCAGCCUCCACAAGAAGCAAUACAAGAGGAAAUAAAGACAGAAAACGAAGCCAAACUACGCGCUGAAGAUGAUUCCGCAUCAGAUACAGAGUCACAGAGCACGCCCAAGGCAUCGGCGUCGGUCGUCGCGCUCCAAGUGCCCGAGCUGAGUCUGGACGAAAACGACAAACCAGCUCCGUCCAACACCACGAGUAUAGCCUCGCCCAUCGCAAAUAAUAGUUCCUCUCUUAUGCCGCCUCCGCCGCCACGAACCCCCGCUUCUAAACCGCCAAGUCUAAAACCCAUCUCCUCUACUACCCAGCAACUCCUCGGCCCUCCAAGACUGAAAACACCAGCACCCCUCCGCACCCCGCCAUCUGCAGCAGCAAGCCUACGAAACCCAGUCGGCGGACUAAGUACAAGUACGCUCGCACCGGCGCAACGGCCGUCUCGCAAAGUGGUCCUUGGACCGGGCUACUCGCCUCUCGACUGGGCAUCGCUAGCCAAAGAUCCACGAAACAAUCUACGAGGAUCUGGACUACCGCCAACCCUGAUCAAAGUGACACCCUCCAUGCUCAAGGCGCACAAUGGCCGAAAGGGCGCUGAUGCAUGGACAUCGUAUAAUGGGAAAGUCUACAAUAUCACUCCCUAUGUCCCCUUUCAUCCCGGUGGGAAAGGGGAGCUGUUGCGAGGAGCAGGGAAGGAUUCGGAAAAGCUGUUUAUGGAAACGCAUCCGUGGGUGAACUGGGAUGGGAUACUGGGGGAGUGUUUGGUGGGAAUACUGGUUUCGGAGAAUGAGAUAGUGGAGACGAAUGCAUUGGAUGCGAUGGACUGA
This is a messenger RNA of Talaromyces atroroseus, 852 nucleotides long. RefSeq lists its product as hypothetical. NCBI's taxonomy places the organism in Eukaryota, Fungi, Ascomycota, Eurotiomycetes, Eurotiales, Trichocomaceae. Bases 1 to 852 code for a protein of 283 amino acids. The transcript has a single exon. Gene Ontology annotation, molecular function: heme binding. The record is from RefSeq and is a predicted model, not a curated record.